AUGACGGAACUUGUAUGGAAAAGUAAGCACUUUGACGAGUACAAGGCGUUGUCACCUUCUACUGCGAAAGAGAUAACAAUGGGCGCCAUUAAGUUCAUGGCUUUACCUGAUGAUGUCAAGGAGGAUUUUCGUAAAGCGUUUCCUGUUGCCGCAGCAUUUCUCAUUUCAAUCGAGAAGAUGAUGAAACGUCGCAAGAACACUAGUACUCCUGUCAGAAACUCCUCCUAGCUUUCAAGAAACCUGGUGCGGAACGCACCAAAUCUGAUCAUAUGCAAAAUAAUCAAUAAAUGAUAGUG
Molecule: messenger RNA, 296 nt
Organism: Cylicocyclus nassatus
Lineage: Eukaryota; Metazoa; Nematoda; Chromadorea; Rhabditida; Strongylidae
Source: the annotation of a GenBank genome assembly